This is a messenger RNA of Cricetulus griseus (Chinese hamster), 642 nucleotides long. The record is from RefSeq and is a predicted model, not a curated record. NCBI's taxonomy places the organism in Eukaryota, Metazoa, Chordata, Mammalia, Rodentia, Cricetidae.
CUCUUGAGUGUCUUCCAGGCCAUCAUCAUCAGCCCUAGAAACUCCUGUUGGAAGAAUCUUAGAGCCAAAUCUCCCAAAAAUAUUGGUCUCUACAUUUCUCUCUGCUGGUUAUUGUACAUAAUGGUAAAUGUUCUGUUUCCUUUGUAUAUGUCCAUAAAAUUAAGAAAGAAAAACAGAACAAAAGAGACAGGUUUUGAACUGUAUACUGUUAUAGGUCAUGACAAAGUCACAGUCUCUUUAUAUACAGCUUUCUUUGUGUUUCCUGAACUUCUAUUUUCUGUCCUGAUCACCUGGUCUAGCAUCUCAAUGAUUGUCUUUUUAUAUAGGCAUAAACAGAAAGUUCAACACAUCCGAAGCACUUGUGCUUUCCACAGUAACUCUCCUGAGUCCAGAGCCACCCAGAACAUCCUUGUCCGUGUGUUUACCUUUUUGGCUUUUUAUACCCUCUCUACCAUCUCACAUGGUUGCAGUGCUCUAUUGUCUCAUCAAAAUUGGUGGCCAAUGACAAUCACAAGCUUUAUGAGUUUGUGUUUUCCCACUUUAAGCCCCUUUGUACUUAUGAGUCAAUCCUCCCCUCUCUUCAGACACUGCAUUCUUUGGAUAAAAGAUACAGAGUCUGCUAAUGUUAUUAUAGGUAUUUAA